This is a messenger RNA of Rhinocladiella mackenziei CBS 650.93, 912 nucleotides long. RefSeq lists its product as uncharacterized. Lineage: Eukaryota; Fungi; Ascomycota; Eurotiomycetes; Chaetothyriales; Herpotrichiellaceae. The coding region runs from base 1 to 912 and encodes 303 amino acids. The transcript has a single exon. The record is from RefSeq and is a predicted model, not a curated record.
AUGACCAAUGGGACUUUGCCUCAACUCCACUUGUUCGCCGAUGGGCUUUACUUUGGAGAAAGUCCACGAUGGCGUGAUGGGAAAUUGUACAUAUCCGAUAUGACAGGGAGGAAAAUUUACGUCAUCGACUCGUCUGGCAGGAAAGAAGUGCUCGUGGAAGUCGAGAACCAACCAAAUGGCAUGUGUUUCAAAGAAGACGGGAGCCUCGUCUACUCCUCCAUGUUCGACGGGAAACUGUAUGAAUACAAGAAUGGCCAGAGCCAGCCUUACGCUGAUCUUUCCUCCGUCAUGACUGGCUACUGCGGCGACAUGGUCAUUGACGCCCAGGGCCGGGUCUACAUGGAUGACACAGGUGCUCGUGUGUUACAUGGAGAAAAGCCGUGUCCGGGACGCAUUCUGCUCAUUGAGACCGAUCGAAGCAUCAAAAUUGUCGCGGACAACAUCGUAUUCCCGAACGGCAUUGGCAUUGACAGCGCAGGGAAACACCUGUACAUUUCGGAGACCUUUGCCUACCAGCUGGACAAGUUCGAAAUUGCCGAAAACGGCGACCUUCGGAACCGUCGCGUUUAUUGGGAUACGCACGAGCUCCCCACAGCGGCGGGACAUGAAUGGAAUAGAUUCUGUGGAAUUGACGGGCUAUGCAUCGACAGCGAAGACGGUGUAUGGCUGAGCAUGCUCGGGCAUAAUGCAUUCAUUCGCAAGGACGCGCAAGGGAAUAUUACCGAUCGGAUCGAUGUCGACGGUGAUGCCACGGCCUGUGCAUUGGGCGGGGAGGACGGAAACACUUUAUUCCUAGUUGUCAAUAAGGUCCCUGAGGGGAUGGACCUGUUUCAAGCGAUGGUCGACAAACUUACAAAAUGUACCAUAUAUACCAUGAAAGCGGCGGUGGGUCGUGGUCACGCCAGGCCAUAA